CGAAUGAAAAUAUUGUCGCCAGUUUGGAGCUUUUCUUUGGGUGUGUGAACAGUGGGCUAGUUGCCAAUAAAAACGACCUUUUCCUUGGUAAAAAUAUAUAAGAAACUUAAAAAUGGAUUUGCUGCAGCUGAAUGACGAUUGCUUGGAUCUCAUAUUUAGUUAUCUAAAAUUCGACGAAUUACUGCCGCUCUACAAUGAAUUUGAAUGUUUCGAUGGGGCCAUCGAAAGACAGCUGCACCGAUUUAGGGAUUUCAAGUUUAGCAUGAGACAACCUCCUGUUUUCAACGAGGAUCUACUGAUUAAACUGGGUCGCCACCUGAACAGUCUCCACAUCACCGUGGGCUACUCCACCAAAGACGAAGAUGUCCUGCGAUAUUUAAACCCCUUAUGCCAAGGAGCUUCGGAGAGUCGCCGAAUGAAAGCCUUAAAAUUGGAUCAUGCCAAGUGGUCAUUUGAUAUAUUGAGUGCCGUGGAUAAAGUGGUUCCAUCGCUGUUAUUUUUGGACAUGCGUCACUGCGAUAUGCGCGAUUACCAGAUAGCACAGCUCUUGGAAUCGGCAGAUAAGUUGAAGGCACUCGGUCUACUCCAUGUGAACAAUCAGACGGGAGAUUCCUAUCUUCAGCCGCAAAUACUCAACAGGUUGCCAUCACUGAGACUCAUUCAUAUUACAAUCCUAGGUCCAGUGCCCUUUGCUCUGGAAAAUCUGGCCCACCAAUGUCCACACCUGAGUUUCCUCGUCAGUGACCUAAUUAAUAGCGAUAUCAAGAUUUAUGGUCCACCUGCUAAUAUGCAGAACUAUUAUAGUUACUACAAUGACUAUUUCAAGAUGCCUUGAGGACUCAAUAAUCAUUUAAAAACGAUCUCAAUGGAUUUGGAUUUGGUCGUUAAAACUGUUUUCUAGUUCCCAUAAUUUUUUAUAUUUUUAUACUUUAGUUUGCUUUUACUAAUAAAGGCACUUUAAAUGCAUUUAAAUGAGAUUUAUAAAUAUGAAAGAUUUGUAUUGUUUGUUAAUCAUUUCUUAUAUAACAAUUUGUUAACUAUAAUGAAUGUAUAUAUAUAAUAAAUAAG
This is a messenger RNA of Drosophila rhopaloa, 1068 nucleotides long. RefSeq lists its product as uncharacterized. The transcript has 2 exons. The record is from RefSeq and is a predicted model, not a curated record. Bases 113 to 835 code for a protein of 240 amino acids. Lineage: Eukaryota; Metazoa; Arthropoda; Insecta; Diptera; Drosophilidae.